CUGCACUUCAUUCUCACGUCGCUACUACACUAGUGUGCAUCGCAGGAUAAUUGAAAAGAGGUAAAAAAAAAUAUUUCGACAAAGAAGAGAUAUCACACACUAUUCUGCUGUUGUGAUCUAUUCAUCUUUUCAAGAGGAAUUGAAUCUAAAUCCUAGCCAUGGGAUCUAAAGUCAGCGUAGAGGAUCACAACGAGGCAGUCUUUAGAAGUUUAAAACCUGGGGACAUCGUCAAGUUUGACCGUGGAUGGUACAGCCACUACGCUCUCUAUAUAGGUAAAAGAAAAGUGAUCCACCUGACAGCUCCAGACAACGGUCACGGCAUCUCCAGCAACAUCCGGUCACGUCACGUGGCAUCAGUGGCCAGUGUUCCAGUGGACAAGGCUGAGGUCAGGGAAGAAGAUUUUUUCUUUGUGGCAGGCCACGACAGGGCUUACAAGGCCAACAAAGAUGAGUGGCCGAGUUUUGAUGAGAAAGAGGUGUUGAGGAAAGCCAAAUCGAUGCUCGGUGAGACUGAUUAUCAUCUGCUGACCAACAACUGUGAGCACUUUGUCAAAGAUCUCAAGUACGGCAGGAAGGAAAGCGAUCAGUGAGUGGCCCAGUUUUGAUCUUAAGACAGUUCUGAGAAAAGCUAAGCAGAGUCUAGGAGAAACAGAAUAUAAUAUACUCACAUAUAAUUGUGAACAUUUUGUUAAUGAGCUGAAGUAUGGAAAAAAACAAAGUGAUCAGGUAAACGCAGGUUUCACGAUGAUGACUUUCUGUUCCUCAGGUAAACGCUGGUUUCACGGUAAUGACUUUCUGUUCCUCAGGUAAACGCAGGUCUCGGUUUGACGGGCGGGCUAUUGGCAACAUUGGCUGCUGUUGGUGCUGCUGUUGUCGCUGGUGUGAUGGUGUAUAACAGGCAAUCAAGAAACAGUGACUAAAAUAACAGGCAAUAUAAUAACAGACAAUUAGCAAAUACUAAACAACAUAUAUACAUUUUCUACUUACGGUGUGUAAUUGUUCUGACUCGAUUCUGUUUAGAAAAGAAGAGAAUCUCGUAGAAAAAAGAAUUGCGCACCAAGCGAACGGCAAACUAAAUGUGUAUAAUGGUGCGGAAUAUUAUUAGUACUUUAUAAAUUCACAUGCGUUUUUUUGUGAUAUUGGAAAUAGCGUAAAUUACUACUUCUGUUCAACGGAAAUUACUCAAAAUUUGAUAGAAGGUAGAGAAUUAGAUGUUUUACUUACAUGUGAAAUUUCAUUAUCUAUCUAAAAUAGUACUCAAGUUAUAGGCUUUUGAAAAAUUCAAAGUAAAAAAAGUACCACUUCCGGUUAUCGGAAAUCGCUCAAAAGUUGAAACGGAUCUACGAAUUGUUGAUAUAAUACUUAUAGAUGAAAUUUCAUCAGCCUAGCUGUAACGGUACUCAAGUUAUCGUGUUUACAGACACACACAAACUCACACACAUAUACACACACACAGACAUACGGACAAGAAUGCAAAACUAUGUAUUUCCAACUAUGGGAGGUGUAAAAUGUCGAGAUUGCAAAAAUCUCGAUUAUUUUUUUGCACGAUUACAAGACUUCGUAUAUACGAGAAAGUAAAAAUUGAAAUAUUUUACUUUAAACGUAAAAUAAGAUAAUUUACAUAUUUCCCAUCCAUGUUUUUAGCGUAAUUUUCAUUCUGGAGAAUUGCGUUUAUUAACCCGUCUUUUCUGGAUGGAUGAAUGGAUGGAUGAGUGUAUGAAUGUGUGUCCGCAGCUUUAAGUCGUAUCUCCUCCUCAACGAAGCAAUAUCGAGGACUAGUUCCAAAAGCAAUUAUGUUAAGCAAGUUACGAGGAUGAACAUAGGCCAUAAAAAUUCCGAGUUUCUUUCAUGGAUUUCCCGGAAAAGCCAAAAAACCUCGAAAAAAAUUCAGUUUUUGGCCCAUAUCUCGGCAACCAGGCCACUUAUCGACUUGAAACAUGUACCAAUCGAUUCCUGCCAUAAUUUAGAACAAUCUUGCCUAAGAAAGUUUUCACAAAUAUCCUUUCGUUCGGUCACAAACUUUUUUUUUAAUUAAUUAAAAUUUGGACCGAAUUAGUAGGCAUUUUUAUCCAACCACACCACACGCGUCAUCACGUUCAAUAGCUGCGCCAUCACGUUCAAUGGCUGCGUCAUCACGUUCAGUAGCUAAGCGCAAAGGUUUUUAGUCAUGCAACUCUAUUGUAAAUAAAACAUGUAUUUUAACCAAUGGUUUUACUAACCCUGCUCUUGAUUUACGCUACGACAGAGCUAUUUUUAGAUAACAUAAGGAAAUUGCGCUUAAAUGUCACUAGACUUUUUAAUUAACUU
Physella acuta is the source of this 2307-nucleotide messenger RNA. RefSeq names its product phospholipase A and acyltransferase 3-like. The record is from RefSeq and is a predicted model, not a curated record. Gene Ontology annotation, biological process: N-acylphosphatidylethanolamine metabolic process. Gene Ontology annotation, molecular function: A2-type glycerophospholipase activity; glycerophospholipid phospholipase A1 activity. NCBI's taxonomy places the organism in Eukaryota, Metazoa, Mollusca, Gastropoda, Physidae. Gene Ontology annotation, cellular component: cytoplasm.